AAGACUUGGCUGAUUCAUGUCUUCAAGGAGUAUUAUGUAACACUCUCUACUAGGACGGUCACAAGGCCACAGGGCUCACCUGUGUUUAGAUUGACCAUCUGUCCCUCUCCUUCCAAAGCCCAUCUUCACUCUGCAACACACACACAUACCAUCAGCGGAAAUCUGCUGAAGAGACCUUCAUUUGUUUUGGUCCAAUCUGGUGAUCAAAACUCCAGCUCUGGUGAGGAAGAAUUGUAUAAGUGGAAUGAGGAAGACGUGGGAGCCCGUAGGCGGGAAAUGACUAAUCCUGGAUUGGCUGUGAUUUACCAGGCUUAUAUGCUGUACUUUUUUCCUAUUUUCUUCCUGUUUAGACAGGUGCAUCAGCAGAUCAUACUCCCCAUGUGUGGGUGAACAGAAGUAAAGCUGGGAUUGCAUCUCUGUUGACACCUCUGCAGAUUCAGCGUGAAGCAGGGAGAGAAAAACACAGACAUGCAGACGGAAUGAAUAGAAAGAGGACAGAGGGAGCGAGAGAGAAGAGUGAAAGAGAGACAGAAGAUAUAUUUGACUAUGUGGGUGUGUGAAGUAUCAAGGCAUGCAUCAUAAUUGUGGAUUCUUCUCGGAGCAGCCGGACGUGUCACUGCAGCAGCAGGACAUUAAGUGUCGUAUUUUGUACUUUAUAACAGUGGCAGCUGUGAGCGCAUAAGAGGCAAAAUGGAAACCGUUUUCUUUCUGCUGCCUCAAGGAUUUCAUUAACUCGGAUUAUAAAAAAAUACCUUGAACUAGUUAAAAGGGAUGCAGACUGGAAAAUGAUGAUGAUGCCCCUUCACUGUCAAUAAUCAAGAAUUCAAGUCAAUCAUUUAUCUGAGAUGGCCGUCAGCCCUGUCAUCAUCUGCCUCCUGUCACUGAUCGGCUAUGGCUCUUCCCACCCCUCUCCUCCUCCUCCUCCUCGGGGAUGCAGUGUGGAUGUGGAACCUCCAUACAGAGUGCUGUGUGACCUGGAGUCAGUCUGGGGUGUGGUUCUGGAGGCUGUGGCCUGCAGCGGUGGCCUCGCCUCUCUGGUCCUCGCUGUGCUCCUACUAGUCAAGCUGCGCUCCAUUUCUGACCACGCCAGGCGCUCCGGCGUGGGGCCUCUUCUCCUGCUCCUUGGCACGCUCCUCGGGAUCUUCUCCAUCUCUCUGGCUUUCCUGGUGGGGAAGAACCAGGUGCUCUGUGUGAUCCGCAGGGCCUUCUGGGGGCCACUUUUUGCCCUCUGCUUCUCCAGCUUGCUAGUGCAGGGUGUGCGGCUCAGGAGGCUGGUGGCUGGCAAGACGAGCCCAUCGGGCAGCUCCCUGGCAGCGCUCGGUCUGGCCUUGGCCUUGGUUCAGGGGAUCAUCUCUGCUGAAUGGGUCUUGCUGACUGUAGUUAGGGAGGGUCACCCGGCCUGCGAAUAUCCACCUUUAGACUUUGCUCUGACAUGCAGCUACACCCUGGGGCUGCUCCUCAUAGCCAUGGGGCUUUCUCUGGGGGUGGUGCUUUGUGGAGGAGAGAUGAUGGCAGAGGGAGCAGGUGGGAGUGAAGAAGAUAGAGAAGGAGGUAGUGAAAAACGCAGAUGGAAGUGUAACGCUGUCUGGCUCUUUCUGUCCAGUCUGGCAUCGGCAUUGCUAUGGGUGGCUUGGCUGGGGUUUUAUCUUUAUGGCAGCCAGACCCUGAGAGGAAAGGGGAAAGGUGAGAGGUUAGGAGGAGGAGGAGCAAAGAAGGAUGUAAAGGUGUUGGAUGAGCCUGCACUGGCGGUGGCCCUGGUCAUUCAGGGCUGGAUCCUGCUGCUGUUCCACGCUAUUCCAGAGGCGCACCUGUGUCUCCGGAACCCUCCACAAUCCAACACGCAAGACUUCUUCGACACCACUCACACGUCUCCUCCUCCACAUUUCGGAGAUGAGCUUCCAACGCAUUCUCACCGACCCUUCCCUGAAAACCAAGCUUUUUCUAUGGAGGAGCACGGUGCAACUCUCCGAAGUGGAACAUACCACAGCAGCCACGGGAGUGUGCGUCCUGGCAUCGCCUUCAGAGGUCAUGUCUACCAGCCCACUGAGAUGGCUCUGGUCAUGAAUGGUGGAACAAAUCUCAUCUCUAUAUCUCUCUGCAUUGAGAUUGCCUCCAAUGAUGACAAGCCUUGUUUUUCCAGUGAGGGAGAUGCCGCCCCGCACCAUCACACUGCCUCCACCAAAAGGUGUUACUCUAUCGGUGCAGCAAUCACCAUAGCGUUCUCCGCGUCUUCUGCACACUUUGACCCUAUGAUCCAACUGCGGUAG
This is a messenger RNA of Perca fluviatilis (European perch), 2267 nucleotides long. It is a transcript of the gene gprc5bb, whose product is annotated as G protein-coupled receptor, class C, group 5, member Bb. Gene Ontology annotation, cellular component: plasma membrane; signaling receptor complex; extracellular exosome. The transcript is spliced from 4 exons. Lineage: Eukaryota; Metazoa; Chordata; Actinopteri; Perciformes; Percidae. Gene Ontology annotation, molecular function: G protein-coupled receptor activity; protein kinase binding; protein kinase activator activity. Bases 846 to 2267 code for a protein of 473 amino acids. The record is from RefSeq and is a predicted model, not a curated record. Gene Ontology annotation, biological process: G protein-coupled receptor signaling pathway.